CGGUCAUCGGCACGGACCAUGCGCGCGUGAAGACGUCGUCCUCAUCACACAGCCUACUAGCGUGAAUCACAUGAGCCAUAUUCCGUGAAUCCUCCGCCUGGUUGAAUUCAUGCUGUCGGUCGGUCGGCUGACCGGGGUUGCGAGGCCAGAACAAGACGAUGCGAAAGCCAACAAUCUGCGAAAACAACCCGAAGGAACAGUCGACCUGACGACUUGCCGGGCCCCACGGGAUGUUGUUCGUUGCCGAGAACUGUCCGUAACGCAGCUAUCGUCGUCGUAUAUAAAGCCCUGCUUGAGGUUAUGACUUACUCGACCUCUUGCUCGUCAUACUUUUCUGGAAUUGCUCAACAGCUGCCUCGAUAUAUUCAUCGCCUAGUUGUUCGCGACCUGAUCCAUCAUGUCUGCCAACGAUCUGUCGCCCUCACCCAGGGAUCAAGCGAAUCCUAUAGAUUCCAAGGAAAAGUAUGCGGUCGAGCACAUCGAUGACCGCAACUACAAGCUGGAGGCGGAGGAAGCGGAGAACAAGGAGCAGGCCAUGACGGUCAUGCAGGCCGUCAAAGCCUAUCCUUCGGCAUGUGCUUGGGCUUUUACCAUGUCGUCAACGAUCAUCAUGGAAUCCUACUGUCUUUUCCUCAUGGGUUCCUUCGUCGCUCUCCCAGCAUUCAGGCGCAAGUACGGUAUUCCCGACGGAAAUAACGGUUACGUACUGGAGAGCGCUUGGCAGUCUGCCUUGCAAGUCGGUGGACCUUUGGGAGCGCUUAUCGGGGUCUUCAUCGCUGGACCCAUCACCAGCAAGAUCGGAUAUCGUUAUGCCACAAUUUCAGGUCUAAUGCUGCUCAACGCCACGAUUUUCAUCAUGUUCUUCGCGAAUUCUCUACCUGUUUUCUUCGUCUCUCAAAUCGCGGAGGGUAUUCCCUGGGGUAUCUUUAUCGCCAACGCUCCGGCCUACUGCAGUGAGAUCGUACCGAUGAGGCUCAGAGCCCCGGCCACACAAGUGCUCCAGCUCUUCUGGGCGGUAGGAUCUAUCAUCGUUGGCGGUGUCACCUAUGUAUACCAAAAGGACGACGGUAGUUCCGCAUGGAAAGUUCCCACCGCUCUACAGUGGAUGUUUCCGACGCCACUGGCUGUUCUGAUCUUCCUCGCGCCCGAAUCGCCCUGGUGGUUGGUUCGCAAGGGGAAACUGGAACAGGCCGCCCGUUCGAUCGAGCGACUCGGUCGAAAGUCGCAGGUCAACGGUCCUGAAGGUGUCGCGAUGAUGCGACGAGUCAUCGAGGCGGAAUCUCAAGAAAACCCUUCCCUCAUCGAGCUCUUCAAGGGGACCGAUCUCCGACGAACUGCCAUUGUAUGCUGCAUCUACGCGGCGCAGAACUUGGCCGGGAACCUCAUUGCCAAUCAAGCCGUCUUCUUCUUCGAGCAGGCUGGCAUGGACACCGAUACCGCCUUCGCCCUGGGUCUGGUCACAUCCGCUUUGCAAGCCGUCUUUGUCAUGGCGUCCUGGGGGCUUACAACGCGCUUCGGCCGACGGCCCAUCUACAUCUGGGGAACCGGCUUCAACGUCGUUAUGCUCAUCGCUCUGGGUAUCGCGGCCUGCUUCCCCAAAUCUACGGCCUCAUCUAACGCGCAGGCUUCAUUCGGUCUGAUCGUGUCUGUCAUGUUCACCUUCGCUGCCGCCCCGAUCUCAUGGGUCAUUAUCGCGGAGACUUCGGCUAUCCGUUUGAGGCCUCUUACCACUGGUGUAGGACGGGCUUGUUACUAUAUCGUCAACAUCCCUUGCAUUUUCCUCGGGUCUUACAUGCUUAAUCCUACGGGAGCCAACCUCGGUGGAAAGUGUGGUUUCGUCUGGGGAGGUACUGCGUUGUUCUGUCUGAUCGCUGCCUACUUCUUCCUCCCGGAAAUGAAGGGUCGAAGUUACCGAGAGAUCGACAUUCUCUUCCGUCGACACGUACCAGCACGGAAGUUUGCCAGUACCGAGAUCGACAUCUCUGCCGACGAGUAAUUGUCGUGUAUGUUUGAUACACCCGCACACAACGAUGGCGCCGUAAGCGGGGGCGCUCAGGGAGCAAGGCUUUUGUCUACGAAAGAAGCGGCUACAUGGGAGCGUUCUGGGCCGAAUUGUAUCGUAAUCUAGUUAAAAGUGUAAAAUAGAAGGGGGUCCAUAUCUGAGUACACACCUAUACGAAC
Molecule: messenger RNA, 2181 nt
Organism: Filobasidium floriforme
Lineage: Eukaryota; Fungi; Basidiomycota; Tremellomycetes; Filobasidiales; Filobasidiaceae
Product: putative maltose porter
Exons: 9
Coding region: 398-1996 (532 amino acids)
Biological process (GO): transmembrane transport; carbohydrate transport
Cellular component (GO): membrane
Molecular function (GO): carbohydrate:proton symporter activity
Source: RefSeq, a predicted model, not a curated record